AAAAAGCCUCAUGUCGAGCUGAAAAGAGCGUGAAAACCGUGAAAACAAUCCUCUCGUGCGCGUUUUUCGCUGAAAAAAUCGAGAAAAAGUGACCAAAAGUAGUGAUUUCCAUGAAGCGCGCCUAUCCCAAGGAUAUGACUGCGGGUUCCUCCGGUGGUUCAUCGGAACAAACCAACGGAACACCCACUUUCAAGCAACCUCCCAGUGCUCGGCUAAUCAGUCUGCAUCGGCAGGGUUUGCCUAUCUACCAAGUCCGGAAAAACAUUAUUGAUACGGUGAAACGAAACCAAACGACGAUUCUGCUGAGCGACACCGGUUCCGGCAAGAGUACCCAGGUGCCGCAAUUCUUGUUCGAAUCAGGAAUCAACCAGGGCAAGAUGAUUGCCAUAACGCAACCCCGCAGAGUGGCAGCAAUAACAGUGGCGAAGAGGGUAGCACAGGAGCAGGGGUCGACCAUUGGCGACGUCGUGGGCUAUUCGGUUCGAUUCGAGGAUGUUACGUCGGAAAAUACACAGAUCAAGUUUAUGACCGACGGACGGCUAUUUCGGGAAGCCAUGUCGGAUCAGCUGCUGAAGAAUUACAAUGUGGUCAUUCUGGACGAAGCGCACGAGAGGACAAUCGCGACGGAUGUACUGUUUGGUAUAGUGAAGAAGGCACAACAAACACGAAGAACGAAGCUGCUAGAACCACUGAAGAUUAUUAUUAUGUCUGCUACGAUGGAUGUUGAUCAUUUCUCGCAGUAUUUCAACCAAUGCCCGACGCUCUUCCUGAAAGGAAGGAACUUUAUUGUAAGAAUAUUCCAAGCAAUUGAUAAUGUUCACUAUGUGGAAGCGUGUAUCACAACCAUUUUUCAAAUACACGAGACUCAAAAAUCAGAAGGGGACAUUUUGGUGUUCCUGACGGGCCAGGAGGAGAUUGAAUCUACAGCUAUGAUUAUCCGAAGAUUGGUUAAACAACAGCAGCAGCAACAGCGAGACCUUCCACGGUUAGUUGUCUAUCCGAUGUAUGCUGCAAUGUCGCAGAAUAGUCAGAUGGAUGCUUUUUUACCAGCCCCACCGAACACAAGAAAGGUCAUUCUUGCCACGAAUAUCGCCGAGACAUCCAUCACCAUACCGGGCAUCAAAUAUGUUAUCGAUUGCGGAAUGGCGAAAUUUCGGGCAUACGAUCCUGUUACUGGAAUCGACACCCUAAAAGUUACCUGGAUAUCAAAAGCUCAAGCAUGGCAACGGGUGGGACGCGCAGGGCGUCUGGAAGACGGCAUCUGCUAUCGGACCUAUUCCAAAGAGGACUUCAAUGCUAUGGAUCCAAACAGCAAACCGGAGAUCCUUCGUUGCAGUAUUGCUGCAUCCACGCUUCAAUUGCUAGCCCUCGGAAUCGACUGCCGGGAGUUUGAUUUUCUAGACAAACCUCCCCUCAAUGCCAUCGAAAGCGCUCUGCAAGAACUGAAAAGUCUUGGUGCGAUCCUCUCCGCUGACACACCUGCCCUAACCACCAUCGGACGCAAAAUGGCCAAACUCCCAUUGGAUCCCAAGUACGCCAAAAUCGUUCUCAGUGCCUCCGAAUUCGGCUGCCUCGAGGAAAUCCUCACCAUCAUCGCCAUGCUCUCCGGCGAGAACGUGUUCCUCAACAACAACCAACGACGGGAACAGCUCUUAGCCGCCCAUUCCAAGUUCCACGCCAAGUGUGGUGAUCACAUAACCCUUCUGAAUGUGUUCAACGAGUACAAAACCAAGGACAAACCCAAACGUUGGUGCUUCGAUAAUUUCCUCCUGGAGCGCAAUCUCUCCCACGCGGCUUCCGUCCGGACACAGCUGAGCGACAUCUGCCACACGCUGGGCCUGCAGUUCAGUUCCUGCGGUAACGAUCCCAUUCCCGCCGUCAAAUGCCUCCUGACCGGUCUGAACAGGAACAUCGCCGAACUGCAGCGGGACAACUCCUACUUGACCCUAUCCAAUCGAAUGCUGUCGAAAAUACAUCCCUCCAGUGUCCUGAGUGGACGAGCCCGGCCCGGAUAUGUGCUGUUCACGGAGCUGGUUGUGACGGGAAUGCACUACCUGCGGACGGUGAGCGAAAUCGAACCGGAAUGGAUUGGAGAAGUGGUGCCGCAGUGUAACUUCCUGGAUAGAAUCACCUGCGGGGGAGGUCGAGGCAGUACGAGUAGCUAUGCGGGCGGAAAUCAAGGAAUUCGGUUGAUUUGAAGGUCCCGAAGGAAAUGUGAUACCUAAAGUUUAAGAGACCAAAAAGUUGGGAAGAGUGAAGGUUAACCGCGAAAUCGUAAACGGUUGGU
Molecule: messenger RNA, 2287 nt
Organism: Ochlerotatus camptorhynchus
Lineage: Eukaryota; Metazoa; Arthropoda; Insecta; Diptera; Culicidae
Gene: ath
Product: athos
Exons: 2
Coding region: 111-2198 (695 amino acids)
Biological process (GO): positive regulation of transcription by RNA polymerase I
Cellular component (GO): nucleolus; intracellular anatomical structure
Molecular function (GO): ATP binding; helicase activity; double-stranded RNA binding
Source: RefSeq, a predicted model, not a curated record